AUGGCUCGCACCCCUGCUCAAUGCAGUCCUCACCAUCUAGCCCCAGACCCGUCAGCCACGCCACCGCGCACCCAGCUCCUAGCCAACAUCGCCGCUCUUCUAUUUACCGAGACCCGCGAGACCUCCCUUUCGUUCCCGGGCACCAGCGAAGUUGACCAAAAGCGCGCCGAGAUCCGUGGACAAGCCAGCCUUAUAGCUCGGGAUUCAGUGCAGCUGCUACUCGUCCACUGGAUCAUCGCCUAUCCUGUUGAAGGACAAGGGCCCCGAGCACUCUCUCCAGAGAACUCGAAUGACAGAUCAAACGCUGCAAUGUCCUCACUCUUCAAAACCGGCAGUUCUUUCCCCAUCGCCUCUGGACAGAGCUACCACGACUUCCUUUAUAUUGACUUCAAUCCAGAAAGUUCGGCACAGCUCAUCUUCGCCCGCGAUUUCUUCCCGCAUCUGGAAGCUGGCUUUGACACUGGGCGACUGUACGAACAGCUGAUUUUCACCCUCCGCGAGUAUUCGUCGCUAAUCCUCCAGCGCGACCACUGGUCCCCCUUUAUACACCACGGAUCCUACCGCUGCCCCAUGGGCGGAAUGGCGAGACCCAUGGGCGUUGCCUUAGCAUGUGUCUCAGCUUACACGGGCUCGUUUGGAUCAAACUACGGAUUCGUCGAUACUCUGAUCAACAAAGAGCGGGACAAGUUAGUCCGUAAUUUCCAGUCGUUUCUUGGUACGCCUGAGAAUUCCCUUGCUGCCGUGCACGCGGUCUGCAUUUAUCAGACACCCGGCCUCUUUGGAGGGAAUUUCCUGCCUGUCGCUGUCAAGCUAUCCAGACAAGUAGAGGAAGGGCUGGAAAAACAGAAAGAGGCAUCGGAAAAUUUCGCUGAGUCGCUUCGUCGAAACAUCUUCUUUGCCAACGUCAUCAAUAUACUCGAUGCUCGAGCGGGAAAGCUCAGUAGUGCUUACUUCGAGCCCUUGGACGACGAAGCCGUGCUGACUCUACCACUUCCAGCGCCGGAGUCGCCGACGGGACAAAAGGCACGGUUGACGCAGACGCUGAAGGAGUUGCUCAUGGCGGAAGAAGCGGGGACACUGGAUGUGUCAACAUUACUGCCUCUUACACGUGUUAUCCUGGCGAGUAUGAAGAUCAUCCCUACUAGAGUUGUUACAUAG
This is a messenger RNA of Aspergillus nidulans FGSC A4, 1158 nucleotides long. RefSeq lists its product as uncharacterized. The record is from RefSeq and is a predicted model, not a curated record. NCBI's taxonomy places the organism in Eukaryota, Fungi, Ascomycota, Eurotiomycetes, Eurotiales, Aspergillaceae. The transcript is spliced from 5 exons. The coding region runs from base 1 to 1158 and encodes 385 amino acids.